This is a messenger RNA of Pristis pectinata (smalltooth sawfish), 3078 nucleotides long. RefSeq names its product heterogeneous nuclear ribonucleoprotein Ua (gene hnrnpua). The record is from RefSeq and is a predicted model, not a curated record. Gene Ontology annotation, cellular component: mitotic spindle midzone; cytoplasmic ribonucleoprotein granule; CRD-mediated mRNA stability complex. The coding region runs from base 121 to 2790 and encodes 889 amino acids. NCBI's taxonomy places the organism in Eukaryota, Metazoa, Chordata, Chondrichthyes, Rhinopristiformes, Pristidae. Gene Ontology annotation, biological process: CRD-mediated mRNA stabilization; negative regulation of telomere maintenance via telomerase; regulation of alternative mRNA splicing, via spliceosome. The transcript has 14 exons. Gene Ontology annotation, molecular function: snRNA binding; poly(C) RNA binding; transcription corepressor activity.
CUGAGGCUGCGCGGCGCCUCGAGGUCGGUCGGUCGGAGCGGCGGGCGGGACGGACGGACGGACGGGCGAGCGGGAUUGGAACCGCCAGCGCACGGAGGCCGGAGCAGACCCGGAGCCGCCAUGAGCGACAUCAACGUGAAGAAACUCAAGGUGCCCGAGCUGAAGGAUGAGCUGAAGCGGCGGGGGCUGAGCGUGCAGGGCCUGAAGGCCGAGCUGCAGGAGCGGCUGCAGGCCGCCCUCGACAGCGAGGCCGAGGAGGCCGAGAUGGAGACGGCGGCGGAGGGGGAGGGAGACGAAGGGCUCGGCCCGCUGGAAACUGGCGAGAACGGCAAGGAGGAGGCCGGCCACACUUCCGCCUGUCUGGACGAGCUGCCCGAGGCGGUGCUGGCCGACGACGAGGAGCAGGAGCCGCCGCCGCGGGAAGAGGAGGAGGAGGAGGAGGCGGCGGCGGCGGGCGGAGACAAAGCCGAGUACGAGGCGCCGUCGGGCCCGGGGUUGAACGGCGCCCCGCGGGGGCAGCUGGAAGCCGCCAGGCCUCUGGUCGAAGUCCAGGCCUUCGGAGAGGCGAGCCCGACGCCUCAGGCCGAGCCCGCCCGAGGGGGAGGGGAGACCAUCGACGACGAGUUCGACGAGGAGGAGGAGGAGGAGGCCGAGAGCGCCGACUCGGAAGCCGAGCCCAAGACGGCCGAAAGCGAAAGCGGCCUGGGCGAGGAGGAGGAGGAGGAUGAGGAGGAGGAGAACGGGAUGGCCGAGGCCCAGGCCCACGCGGCGCCCGCCGGGCCCGGGCCCCAGCAGCAGGCGGCAGACGACCAGACAAUGGAGCUGGGCCGCAGCACGGCCGUCGAGGCCGAGCACCAGCCGGCCGAGGGUGAGCAGGCCGCCCAGGACCAGGCUACCUCGCAGCAGCCCAGCCAAGGCAAAGACAGCCAGGUUGAACAGCCAGCUGAUAAGGGUAAAGAGCAAAAUCGCAGAGGAGUAAAGAGACCUCAUGAAGAUCACGGACGUGGUUACUAUGAGUACAUCGAAGAAAACAAAUAUCGGCGGUCUAAAUCUCCCCUGCCCCCGGUGGAAGAAGAUGAGGAGGAGUUUGAUGAUACUGUAGUUGCCCUGGAUACAUAUAACUGUGAUUUGCACUUUAAGAUCAAUAGAGAUCGUUUUGGCGCAAUGCCUUUGACCAUGGAAGGUUUUGCCUACCUCUGGGCUGGUGGAAGAGCUUCCUAUGGGGUUAAUAAAGGCAAAAUCUGCUUUGAGAUGAAGGUAACGGAGAAGAUACCAGUUAAGCAUUUGCCAGCAGAUCAGGCGGACCCACAUGAGGUGAGGGUUGGCUGGUCACUGGCUUCCUACAGCAUGUUACUUGGGGAAGAAGAGCUUUCCGUUGGGUACUCUGGAAAUGGAGCAAAAUGUUCGAACUGCAAAUCAGAAGAGUAUGGCGAAAAGUUUGGGGAGAAUGAUGUGAUUGGCUGUUUUCUUAACUUUGAUGCUGAUGAAGUAGAAGUCUCUUACUCCAAGAAUGGACAGGAUCUGGGUGUUGCAUUUAAGAUUGGGAAAGACUGUCUCGCUGACAGAGCUUUAUUUCCACAUGUUCUCUGCCACAAUUGUGCAGUGGAGUUUAAUUUUGGACAAAUGGAGACUCCAUACUUUCCUAUACCCGAGGGCUUCACUUUCAUCCAGCAAGUCCCAUUGGAGGACCGCAUUCGAGGGCCAAAGGGACCGAAAACCAAAGGAGAAUGUGAAGUUUUGAUGAUGGUUGGCUUACCUGGGAGUGGUAAAUCGGUGUGGGUUUCAAAGCACGCAGCAGAGUACCCAGGCAAAUACAACAUUUUGGGGACAAACAACAUCAUGGAUAUUAUGAAGGUGCUGAGCUUCAAGCGUCAGAAGACUGACAGAGGUAAAUUAACCACAUUGAUCCAACAAGCUACACAGUGUUUGAGCAAGUUUAUUGAGAUAGCUGCUCGCAAGAAGCGCAACUACAUUCUUGAUCAGACAAAUGUGUGUGCAGCUGCACAGAGAAGAAAGAUGUGCCUGUUCGCAGGCUUCCAGCGUAAAGCGGUUGUCAUUUGUCCAUCAGAUGAAGAAUAUAAGGAACGUUCAAAGAAGAAAGCAGAGGAAGAGGGAAAGGAUGUCCCAGAACAUGCUGUUCUGAAAAUGAAAGGUAUCUUCGCGCUUCCUGAAGUGGGUGACUUUCUGGAUGAGGUGAGCUACGCAGAACUGCAGAAGGAAGAUGCUCAGAAAUUGCUUGAGAAGUACAAGGAAGAAAGUAAGGCGGCCCUUCCACCAGAGAAAAAGCCCAAUACAAAUGCUGGGAAGAGAGCAAUGAAUCGGGGGCGAAGUGGUCAGCGAAGUGGUAUGAACCAGUACAAUAGAGGUGGUCAGAGAGGAGGGCGUGGUGGAUAUCAGAACCGUGGUGGCAACUACCGAGGAGGUUCAAACCGUGGCCAAUUUAAUCGAAGAGGAAAUCAGCAGAAUCGUGGCUAUCCUCAAAACCAGCGCUUCACUCCAAUGAUUGGCUACACCAGGGGUGGUUUCAUUGAUAGAGGCUCAUACAGUGGCAGAGGUGGUUCUUACAACCACAGGGGUCCAGCAGACAACCACAGGGGUCCAGGCAACAACCGAGGAGGCUAUGGACAGAAUUUCAGGGGCAGGGGAAACCGUGGCUAUAACCAAGGCUACAGAAACGAAAACUACAACCUAGGUCAGGGCUACAAACAGAACUGGAACCGUCAGCAGCAGGCACGACUUCAGCAGUUCUGGAGCCAGUACAGUAAUCAUUAUAACAAAGACUACUACUAGGAUCUGCAGAGAGUGAUCCAGCAACUGUUUCACCGCAGCUGUAACUUCAACCAAGAGAUGUCAACUUUUUUAAUCUUGAUUUUUAAACAUUCCAAAACAAAGUGCCUGCAGGUCGUAUUUGGAAGCUUUAUCAAUUAAUUGAUUUUUAAGUGUCUUUUAUUUUUUUACAUUUUAAUUGUAAUGUUUAGGUGGAAUGUGGUGAACCUCCAAUUUCUAGAGGAUGAAAACAUUUUCAGUUUCUGCAUUUUUUCUGUAAAAUUUUAUCAAAUAAAAACCCCCUGAACUUUG